This is a messenger RNA of Rosa chinensis, 1821 nucleotides long. RefSeq lists its product as uncharacterized. The transcript has 3 exons. Lineage: Eukaryota; Viridiplantae; Streptophyta; Magnoliopsida; Rosales; Rosaceae. The record is from RefSeq and is a predicted model, not a curated record. Bases 957 to 1592 code for a protein of 211 amino acids.
UGUCUAACUUGGUUUGGUCAAACAGUUUAGUUAAUACAAAAUUAAAAGCCCUUUUGAGCUGAGUUUUGGUUUGGUUUUAUUAUCUUUGUUAUGUUUUCUUGAUCAUGAUUUAUGAGGUCCGGAAUAUUGAAUCACAUUGAACUUUUUAGUGGAGUCAUGAAUCAAAUCGGUACUCUCGAAUUGAUUCUUAUUUUUUCUUCGUUUCUCUUUUCUGGUUAGACCAUUUAUUAUAGCAACCAGAAAAAGAUGGGCAAGAGAAGGAAAGCUAGAGGCAAGUACAACUUGGUGGAUCGAAUCAGUGCAUUGCCGGAUGACAUUCUUGUUAGUAUCGUGUCUUUCUUGGAGAUAAAGGAAGCAGCAGCUACUAGUAUUCUUUCGAGACGAUGGCAGAAUGUGUGGGAGUACACCAUGACUCUUAACCUUGAACGUACUGACUUUUUUGCUGGUGAUGCUUUUCGACGCUUCAAGUCGCUAAUGGAGAAGCUAAGGUAUCGGAGGAGCCAUAACUACGUGGAUUGGGUGGAUGGUGUGUUGAAACAUCAUAGAGGAAAACCUUGAACGAUUCAGGGCUUGCUUUUUUCUAGAUAAGAGAUUUAGGAGAUCCAUUGAUAAGUGGAUUAAGUUUGCAAUGGAAAAAAGAGUCGAGGUACUCCAGUUGCAGUUUCUUGCGAAAAGAUUUCGUGAUACCUAUGAAAACUAUACCUUUCCCGGCAAGCUACUUGGUCUUGAAGGAGGUUAUGCUAUCAAAUCCCUCAAAGUUAUUUUUUUCCAACAGGUUGGUGUGACAGGAGAAGUUCUUGAGCACUUCUUGUCUAACUGUCCAUCUCUUGAACGAUUAUCUGUGUAUGCUGCCAAGAGUUUGGUCAGUUUUAGAGUCGUCGGUCCAUCUAUUGCAUUGAAGUAUUUGGUGAUCAAAGAGUGUCCUGAGCUCAAAGGCAUUGAGAUUUGUGAAGCAAAUGUUGUUUCAUUUGCUUGUAGGUCGUAAGAUUGACCUGCUUCUUCGUAAUGUGCCAUUGCUUGUUGAGGUUGAUAUUGUUAAACGGGAGCGUCAUUAUGAUUUCAUGGGGCUUGCCUUGAACCCACUUUCUAUCUGUUUUCCCCAGAUAAAGAUUCUGAAACUGGAUAUGUGUGGACUGAUGGUCAACAAUGAGAACUAUGCAUUUCCAAUCCUAGAAAAUCUGGAGCAUUUGGAGUUGUUUGUUCAUCCAGAUUAUGAUUUGGGUCUUCGACAUUUAACUUCUUUCAUGGAGGCUUCUCCAUAUAUGCAGAGACCUGUGUUGAAGUUGGGCUUCUCACCUCCUUACUGCAUAUAUGGAGGAAGGGCGGAGAAAGCUGUCGAAUGUCCCCAUCGUUACCUCAAGGUGGUAGAAAUAGUUGGUUAUCGCUGCCAUGAACAUACUCUUCGACAUGUUAAGUACAUGAUAAACAAUGUCGUUGCACUGGAGAAAAUUAUUGUGGAUCCUGUCAAGCGUUGGCUUUAUGGCCCUAAAAUGGAUAGGGAAACUAGGGUAAUAGUUGAUGAAGCGAAAGCAAGAGCUCUGACACACCUUGAGGAAGAAAUUCCUUCUAUUAUAGAAUUUGUAUGCCCGUAGAUUUGCGAAGGAUUUACUUCUUCUGGGAGGUUCCUCUUUCAGCUGUGACUCCAUAUUUCUUCAUGCAGUCUGAUGAGUUCCAAAGUAAACUCUUGCUGAUCCAAUGAAAAGUGACCUUUUGAGUAUAGAAUUUUCAUGCCUUUAGUAAGUUAAAGUAUUUGCUUUGCUCCAUGUGGGGAAUCGAUCCAAUCUGUUUCUGAAAUAAAAAUUCUUCAAGGUUGAAAACUAA